CUGCGUCUUAAAAUUCAUCGCCCGUGCAAAAGCGUAACACUCGGCGAGUAAGAUGUUUCACAACAGCAGAUAUCGUUUGACGGUUCACCCAACUCGGGUUGUCUGCUCCCUGUGCUCCCUGCCCGGGAAUCGCCGCAUACCCCUUCGGCCCUAUUGUGUUUACCCGGGGGAACUGUGCCCUGAUUCCCAUUUGGAGUUUCCCAUGAAUCCUGUGCUGACUUUGCAUUCACCCUCGUACAGCCUCGCGGCGGACUCCUUCAAUGAAAUGCGUGUGUCUUCUCGUCACUUCCAGCCGUCGACCACCGACACAGAACAAGUGCAAAUUGCAAGGGAAAUCAACAGGGAAGCCAAUAAUUCCAACAGUGGUAGGCUCAAAUUUAUUAAUUUUAAAAAUUAGUUCCUGCCCGUAUGUCUAAUUUUACGGCAUACGCUAUCAUUAGCAAGUUCAGGCUGAAAGUUACGUCUUUAUUAAGAGAGAAGGUUUCGUAUACUCAGUCAAAAACCAUUUUUUGGCAAAGAUAUGACUCUUUUUUAAGUUACCUUGAAUGAGAGAACAAAAAGGAGUUUCUUUUCUAAGAUUUGUUAGCUUAUUCCCGCAUUACCAAUUAAAAGCUUCAAAAGAAAGUGAAAAAAAAAAUUUAAAAAAAAACGAGGAAACCAAGGAAACAAAAGGAAAAGAUAUUAUCUUGGGCAAUCACGGAUUUAAUAAGAUUUUGAAUAAAUCAAAAAAAUAAAAAAUAAAACCUUUACGGGAAAGUUCUCAAAGAAAUUUUAAGUUACAAAUAAACACAUUAAGCUGCGUAAUUAAAAAACAUUACACGUGUAUUUGUGAAGUACAAAAUAUUCUUUAUACAAAAAAAUUUGCAUUUUCCCUGAGCAAUGCUCGAAGUAGCUUUUAAAGCCCUUCUAACUUUUAAUUUCAAAGCUAAGAGCACAGAUGACAAAAAGCAAGCGCGGGAAAAUUGUGUAAGCCAGCUAAACCGGAUAGCGACCAUGUUUUUUUUUAUGACCGGCUGAAUACCUAUCUCUCACACAGAUUGAAUGGCGCGGCAGACUAAGUGUUAUGCGAUCUAUUAUAAAUUUUAAAAUGACUAAAACUGUUCUGAUCGACAGUGUGACUUGGUUUUAUCGUCUAAGUUUAUUAUAUAACUCGCCACCGUAGAGAGAUUGUAAAGCUGGUGCAAGGAAUGACGAUGGGCUAACGCUCGAAACGUCAGCUGUGGCAAUUCUUUCCUGUGGCCAAUUUAUUAUCAACUCAGUGGAUAAAACCAAAUCAUCUUGCAAUACUCCCGCCCUCCCCUCCCCCACCAACAUUACAGCAUCGCAGUUUCUUUAGAAAUUAAACCCCUUAACUGAUUGACAAUGUGUCUGUAUGUAGGUAGAGAGGGUUUUAACCGACAGCAGCGUUUCAAGAAAAAGCGCCGUAAACGGACCAUUUUUACUUGUGAGCAAUUGAGUCGACUGGAAUCGCAGUUUGCUGACCAGCAAUACGUUGUAGGCGCAGAAAGACAGCAGUUAGCGGAGGCGCUCAAUCUUUCAGAGACACAGGUAGGCAUGAGUUACUCUAGUGUUACAAGGAAACAUUGUAACAAUGUGUAUAGUUCAGGCCACACACAUACAAGAGAGAAAAAACUUUCGGUCAAACGGGUCUGUUAAAAGCGCACACACGUUUGUACGUGACUAACUCGAGCAUAAAAAAUUCUCAGACAUCAAAGCUCAUUAGAAUGCGUGAGUUAGUUAAUUGUCUGCCUAUUAUUUUAUUGUAAGUUCUAGGGGCUGUUUAAUGUACAUACGUAGUCUUACCACAUAAUCUUGUCGGUGAAAGUGAUUGACGUUUCGACAAUCUGACGUGGAUGAUGAAAUCUGCUCAGAUUGUCGAAACGUCACACAUUGCCAGUGACAACAGGCCUUACCGGACCGACUCGACUCACCCAGACUAUCAGACGACUCUAUCCACUGAACCUCUCAACUCGACUGUACUAUUCUAUCCACUGAACCUCUUUACGGUGGCAACUAAAUUACCUGCUAUACUCUCCCACCGACGCAGCACCACAGUUUCUUUAGAAACUUACCCCUUUAAUAUUUCGAACGCCUCUAUGGUGUAUCUUUGGUCGUGUUCUUCCUUAGAAAGUCUAACGAUAAUCCUGCCCUAGUUCUGAUGAGUUGCUUUUUUGCCAGGCAAAUAACUAAGUGUUGUUUAUCUCCAUGAUAAAACAGAUCAAAAUCUGGUUCCAGAAUCGCCGAAUCAAAUGGAGGAAGGAGAACAAGCGGCAUUUCCCGGAUUUCCUUGCCGGCUCUUUCACAGUGGCAUGCGAAACUCGAUCAGAUGAAAAAGGAUCCUGGAUUGACAAAGUUUAGGUAUAAGAGGACUCAUUCAUCUCGGAGUCUCAGAAGCAAAGACUAAUGUACAAAUGUUAAAACAAACCGUGACUUGUGAUGAAGCAGUGAUGGAAAAAGGAGCUAUAGACACUUUUAAAACUAGUUAACUUCCAGCAAAGGAAUGAUAUAGGAACAGAGCCAAGGUCUACCUUAGCUGCUUAACUUAGAUGAUUAGAACAUUAUAAACAUACCAUCGUUGGUUAAAUCAGGUGCACUUGCUGUUAGUUAAGACUAGCAUUAAUUUUAUCAACGCGAACAUUACAUAUUUUCAUAUCUUCAUAAGAUGUGUACGUUUUGUUAACUUGUUUUCAUUCAGCUUGUAAUUUAGUAUUGUAAUGGACCAUUUUACAGUCGUGUACUCAGUUGCCAAGCCUUUGAUUUGCAGUGAGGCUGAAGGUGACCUUGUUGGGAUAGAGACCAGUAUCUUGUUAGCAUGAUAAUAAUAUAAUUUACAUUUGAAUGGCCUACGUGUAGCCGC
Molecule: messenger RNA, 2857 nt
Organism: Pocillopora meandrina
Lineage: Eukaryota; Metazoa; Cnidaria; Anthozoa; Scleractinia; Pocilloporidae
Source: the annotation of a GenBank genome assembly